AUGGUCCAUACCCAACCCCAGCCCGGGGUAGAUGGAUUUUACAAGGGUCCAGAUCACUGGAAGCUAAUAUCUGCAGAACAUUGCUAUGGUUUUCUAACUCCUGUGGAGAAAAUACAACCAGGUCCUACUUCCUGGGAAAGCCACACCAACCCAGAACGUUUGUGGUACCAUAGGGAUGGCUCAGUUGGACCUGUAGGACGGAAUGGCAAGUCAGGGACAGAUCAACUCCUUGAAUUCACGAGCAUGAUUUAUUAUCGUUUCCAUUUACUGUGCCGAAUUGAUGUUGGUAUCAUUUGGGAUGACUGGGUACCAUCUGAAGCACGCUACAGAUUUAUAGUCAAUGAAGUGCAGGAAGGCAUGUAUGGCCUAAUGAUGAUUGGAAAGGAUAGCCGAGGUGCCAUACCCAAAGGUAACGUCGAAGCUACCCCAUACGUCAAACUACGUGCCGCUUCUCCGUUACCACCUCCAACACUCGAGGACGUCUACUUCCAACCCCCAGUUCCCGGGACCUCACCUCCUGGGCGUCGAGUACAACUCCUCCUACACAACGCUACUAGAUUCCAUACCUCAUCUUCCUCUACCUACACCUUAGGGACCCUCCUGGACCUUACAGGAACCCCUUCAAGGGUCACAUCUCUCAAUCCCAGCCACUUCUAG
Lentinula edodes (shiitake mushroom) is the source of this 657-nucleotide messenger RNA. RefSeq lists its product as uncharacterized. NCBI's taxonomy places the organism in Eukaryota, Fungi, Basidiomycota, Agaricomycetes, Agaricales, Omphalotaceae. The record is from RefSeq and is a predicted model, not a curated record. The coding region runs from base 1 to 657 and encodes 218 amino acids. The transcript has 5 exons.